Molecule: messenger RNA, 550 nt
Organism: Selaginella moellendorffii
Lineage: Eukaryota; Viridiplantae; Streptophyta; Lycopodiopsida; Selaginellales; Selaginellaceae
Exons: 2
Coding region: 120-524 (134 amino acids)
Source: RefSeq, a predicted model, not a curated record
CUCCUGAGCUCCUAACCCUAAAACUCCGCCCCAAAAGCCCCGAGAAUGUAGCUCUCUCCCGAGCUAUAUUCUUGAUCCGUGGGUAUGGAACUCAAGAAAUCAGUACCAUUGACAUCGCAAUGGAGCUCAUCCACGAAACUGGGCAUCUAUCUCUCGAAGUGAUAGAGAUCGUGUUGGAUUGGAUUCGGACCUUGCUCGACCUUAUAGACAAUUAUCACAAGGUACUCCAUUGCACGGCCGAGGCGAUUGUGUCCUACACGCGGGCUCUCUUACAGUUCCAUUCCAGCAAAACGAUCGAAUCGCGUGCUCGAAUCAUAAUCUUUUUUUCCGGGCAAACAGUCAUUGUCCGCUCCAGCUAUGUAAAGCCAUUUCGAAGUUCUUGUCUCUCUUUUCCUCUGGCAGGCUACACGAUAAAUCGACUUGAUCAGUCGCUGGAUCUCAAUUAUAGAGGUGAGAACUUCCUCAUCUUCUCUUAUUCCAUUCCAAACGCACGGACGUUUUCCCGUUUUUUCUGGCAGAAAUAGAUUACAGGGAUUCAUCGCCUCUCCUA